UUGAAAAAACGGAAGGAACCAAUUUUGAGGUGCAACGGUGAAAUCUGUCCGAUAGAAACGACUAAAAAAUGAAAUUGAACUUUGAGAAGUUCUCCAUUUGAACGUGGUUCAAUGUUUAACUUGUAUAUUUAUGUUUAGACGUGAUUUCAAACCAGUUUUAGCAAAGACGAUGGUAUCCUGGAUGUUUGCUGUGUUUUUACUGACAGGGGCCGUCGCGGAGGAAAUGGUGAACAUCCCGGGAGGAAAGAUGUUAAUGGGAACGAGUGCACCCGAUGGGAGAGACGGAGAGUCUCCCUCCAAGGAGGUCGAGCUGCAGCCUUUUAAAAUAGACAGAUACCCCGUCACAAACGCCGAUUUCAGAGACUUUGUCAGAGCCCAGAAAUACAAAACUGAAGCCGAGACGUUUGGCUGGAGUUUCGUGUUUCAGGACUUUGUGUCAGAAGAGCUGAAGAGCAAAGUCACUCAGAGAAUUGAGUCUGCUCCGUGGUGGCUGCCUAUAGAGCGUGUCUUUUGGAGACAGCCUUCAGGGCCUGGUUCGGGGAUUCGAGAUCGUCUGGACUUUCCGGUGGUUCAGGUGAGCUGGAAUGACGCCCAGGCCUUCUGCAGCUGGAAAAGCAAGAGACUGCCCACGGAGGAGGAGUGGGAGUGGGCUGCACGUGGGGGGCUGCGAGGUCGGACCUACCCAUGGGGAAACAAGUUCCAGGCCAACAGAACCAACCUGUGGCAGGGAUCUUUCCCAGAUGGAGACACUGCAGAGGAUGGAUACCACGGCAUCUCUCCUGUUACAGCAUACCCUCCCCAGAAUAGCUAUGGACUGUAUGACAUGAUGGGAAAUACAUGGGAGUGGACAUCCACACGCUUUUCAGCAGCGAGGCCGAUGUACGUGCUGCGCGGUGCCUCCUGGAUCGACACAGUGGACGGUUCAGCUAAUCACAAGGCUCGAAUCACAACCAGGAUGGGCAACACUCCCGACUCUGCUUCUGACAACCUUGGAUUCAGAUGUGCUGCCAGUGAUGGACAGAAGGGCAGAAAGAAAAAAGAAAAAGCAGAACUAUAGCCUCAGAGGACAGCAGUGUGGAUCUGAGCCAGCAGUGAACAGCCAUUAAUAAUAAAUGUGAUGACUUUAAAGUUUACAACAAGAUGGAAACAAAGGACUAAAUAAAAAUGAGAAAGAAA
This is a messenger RNA of Oreochromis niloticus (Nile tilapia), 1176 nucleotides long. It is a transcript of the gene sumf2, whose product is annotated as sulfatase modifying factor 2. The record is from RefSeq and is a predicted model, not a curated record. Lineage: Eukaryota; Metazoa; Chordata; Actinopteri; Cichliformes; Cichlidae. The transcript has 9 exons. Bases 131 to 1057 code for a protein of 308 amino acids. Gene Ontology annotation, cellular component: endoplasmic reticulum.